Messenger RNA from Amborella trichopoda, 1291 nucleotides. RefSeq names its product cysteine protease XCP1. The record is from RefSeq and is a predicted model, not a curated record. Gene Ontology annotation, molecular function: cysteine-type peptidase activity. Lineage: Eukaryota; Viridiplantae; Streptophyta; Magnoliopsida; Amborellales; Amborellaceae. Gene Ontology annotation, biological process: proteolysis.
UCCCCAUUCCCCACAACCCAAAUACCCAUGCAACACCUAAGAUUAUUUUUGUAAUCCCAAAAUGGCCCUUUUCUCUCGCUUCCUCCUGUCCUCUUUUCUCUUUCUAGGAUUUGUGGCCUUGGCAAAAGCUGGAGACUUUUCAAUAGUUGGAUACUCUCCUGAGGACUUGGCCUCUGAUGAAGGGCUCAUCUCCCUCUUUCAAUCAUGGGCUUCAAAGCAUGGCAAAGUGUAUAGGGAUUUUGAGGAAAAAUUGAGGAGGUUUGAAAUUUUUAAGGACAACAUAAAGUGGAUUGAUGAGACAAAUAGGGAGAACAAGAGCUACUGGCUUGGGCUUAAUGAAUUUGCAGAUAUGAGCCAUGAAGAGUUUAAGGAGAAGUAUUUGGGGGUGAAACCCAUAUUUCCUAAGAGGAAUGGAGGCCAAAACUUUAGGUAUAAGGAUGUUGAGAACAUUCCCAAGUCUAUGGAUUGGAGAAAGAAGGGAGCUGUUAUUGGGGUGAAGAACCAAGGGCAAUGUGGGAGUUGUUGGGCCUUCUCAACAGUAGCAGCCGUAGAGGGCAUCAACAAGAUUAUUACAGGGAACGUAACCUCCCUCUCAGAGCAAGAGUUGAUAGAUUGUGACACAAGGAACGACGGGUGCAAUGGUGGUCUCAUGGAUUAUGCUUUCUCCUACAUCAUAUCCAAUGGUGGAAUCCAUGCUGAGGAAGACUAUCCGUAUCUCAUGAAAGAAUCAGAAUGCCAAGAGAAAAAGGGAGAUUUGAAGGUAGUGACAAUUAAUGGCUACGAAGACGUGCCUGAAAACGAUGAAAGAAGCCUCCUAAAAGCCCUGGCUCAUCAACCAGUUAGCAUUGCCAUAGAGGCAUCUGGCAGAGACUUCCAGUUCUACAGUGGGGGAGUUUUUAAUGGGCAUUGUGGAACUAAACUUGACCAUGGAGUAGCUGCAGUUGGUUAUGGCACAACUAAAGGAUUGGACUACAUCAUUGUGAAGAAUUCAUGGGGGCCAAAAUGGGGAGAAAAAGGUUAUAUCAGAAUGAAAAGGAAUAUAGGCAAGCCUGAGGGCCUAUGUGGCAUUUAUAAGAUGGCAUCUUACCCUACCAAAAACAUUUAAUCUUGAGAUUGGGUCUCCCUCUUCCACUGCACCAAACUGUUUGCUCAAUAACAGUCCAUCUUGCCUUGUAGGCAAACAUUAUCAAUUGAUCAUGUUUUAGUCUCUCUUUAUUAUUCAAGAUUAUCAAUUAAUCAUGUUGUAAUCUCUCGUUAUUAUUCAUAUUAAAGUUUUCAAUCAAGUCUUCAA